GACAUUAUGAACAAGGGAUUCUGGGUUUUGUUCGUGGUGUUUGGAACAGCUCUGCUCUGCGUCUACUUGUCCCCGAUUUCCGACAGUGAAGAUGUUCAAGAUGAGAGUCCCAUGAACUUAACGAAGCCGAGCAGGAAGCUUAAGGAGAGUAAUAUUCAUGAAGAAAAUGGUUAUGGAAACGUAGGCGUAGAUGAUUACCUCCCUAAUGAUCCGGUACCAAGUUCAGAGGCGGCAGCACUAAGGCCUGGGCCAAUCGAGCAUGGCACUCCGCUUAUGCCUUACAUCCCAACGCCUACACCUCCUGGACCAAAUGUUGGCUUUCCUUAGGAUUACUCAAAUCUGUUCAGUUUAAGGUUGUAAUAAGUUCUUCCGUUUCCACGCCCUAUGAUUGGGCAUACCUUUGAACUUCUUCUAAGCAGUAUGAACUACAAGUGGUUCCGAAUGUGGUUAACAGUGUGACUAUAGGCUCUUAAAAGACUCUUGCUAUUUGUGGUUAAGAUGCAGCAUGUUAGUUUUCUGUUUGAAUAAGUGGUUGAUCCCUAUUGUACAUCUGGGCUGUUAACAGUGUGAGAUUUGGUAAGAGUUGUUGCUUUGAAUGCAUUGUUGGGUUGUACCUUGCAUCC
Molecule: messenger RNA, 623 nt
Organism: Cynara cardunculus var. scolymus (artichoke)
Lineage: Eukaryota; Viridiplantae; Streptophyta; Magnoliopsida; Asterales; Asteraceae
Exons: 3
Coding region: 7-327 (106 amino acids)
Source: RefSeq, a predicted model, not a curated record